UCGGUGUAUACAAGAUGGGGUCGGACAUCUUGCCCUGGAAUUGGUACAAUUAUGGCGUAUUCUGGUUUUAUGGCUGGCACAUAUAACGAUGUUGUUGGACAUGGGCCUGGGGCCGGUGCAAAUUAUUUAUGCCUUGCUGGUCAACCAACGUGGGAUCACUAUUCAGACUCGGAAAACGCCGGAGUUCACAUAACCGGUGUAGAGUACGAAUUCUGGCCACACCACAAAUCCAUCGGGGCUUUUUUCGGAUCUGAUAUUUCCAACAGUGAGGCCCCGUGCUCGGUCUGUCGUACUGCAAGAAACACAAAUAUUAUGAUUCCUGGACGCAAAGACUGUUACCCGGGGUGGACAAAGGAGUACAGUGGUUAUUUAGUCAGUGGUUCACCGAGUUAUGAUGAUUCCACGGAGUACAUAUGUUUAGACAGACGACCGGAGACGGUUGUACACAGUGGUAAUAGUGACAACGAUAACAUGCUGUAUUUUGUGGAAGCUUUUUGCGGGAAAAGCUUGGAAUGCCCGCCAUAUAUUCAUAAUAGGGAACUUGCUUGCGUAGUGUGCUCAAUGUAAGCUUGUAUCUACGAUUGAUAUAUGAAUAUUAAAUUAUAAAAUAUGCUGGCUCUUUAAACCGUAAUCAAAAUAAAUAAUGUUUAAUCAGAAAAUGAAUUAAUUUUUUCAGGGAACUUUGUUUUUAUAGCUGCUGUAAAAUUGAAUUUAGCUGUGACUGACCCUAGUCACAUAAUAAAUGUAAAUAUUAAGUCGUCAAACCUUUCAAAUAAAAAAAAUAGUUCAGUUGUGUGUACACGUAGUUCAUUUGUUUGUAUGUGAAGUUCAUGUUUCCUUAUGCGCCCAAAAUCUGCACCAUUAUCAAUGACUUUUUCUGAUGGUGUCAUCCUUUUAGACGUGUCCUACAGUAGCGCAAAUUUUUACAAAGACAACAACAACAAAAAAAAAGAGAGAGAAAAUUUAAGUGCCGAGAAUUUUCUUAAACUUUGCAUGAUUGUAGGGAAGUAUAACUGAAAGAAAUUUAUGAAAAAUUGGAAUCACCUUGCUACUUUAUUAGUUCUAUGUGUCGGAAAUUUAGAUAUUUAGUAUGUUUUGUCCAUUUUCCAGAGCAGAUAACUAAAAAUCGAGUAAACUUAUACGUUAUUUCAAUUCAAAUUAUUAAAAAAUGAAAUGAAGUGACGUGUUAUUUACAAUUGUUACCUCGAACUAUCUAAUUUAUAUUCCAAAAUACUCUGGAACUUAUUUGCAUAUGCAAAUUUGAUACAAGCAUUCGUAUCCCAAAAUAUCACCGUACAGUAGUAAAGACGUAGAAUUUUGAUCUCUUCAAAAUCUUUGAUUAAUUUUGAUUAAACUUUCAUUCAUUGAUAUAUUUCUUACUGAAAAGGUAUCUUGAAGUUUAUUAUUUUAAACUU
This is a messenger RNA of Ruditapes philippinarum (Manila clam), 1415 nucleotides long. RefSeq lists its product as uncharacterized. NCBI's taxonomy places the organism in Eukaryota, Metazoa, Mollusca, Bivalvia, Venerida, Veneridae. The record is from RefSeq and is a predicted model, not a curated record. The transcript is spliced from 2 exons. The coding region runs from base 52 to 567 and encodes 171 amino acids.